AUGGUUCAGUCCCGAGAGCGUCUGCCGACGCUGUUCGAGGUCCUUAAUCGGAUGUCGGCACCUCCUGUGGACUUGUGGACCUUUUAUGAGUUCAUGCGCACCCAUUACCGCGGCGUAGAGUAUUUGGAUUUUUGGCUGGACGCUGCGAAUCAUGUGAAGCUAUGUAAACUUUAUGUUGAGGGACAGGAAUUGGGCAGAGCGACUGCCGCGAAAAAGAGUCCGACCAUGCAGCGUCAACCUCUUACUUCUUAUCUGUCUGACGGCAAUGGCAGCGGCAAUGGCAGCGGCAGUGGCAGCGGCAGCGGCAGCGGCCAAAACAUCGACACUUCCCAUUCAUCUAUCGGGAGAAACAGUUUCCACAGCAUGCCCUCACCAAGCUCCUCAAUGCUUCUGGGUAUGCUUGGGGAACAGUCAGGCUCCAGCCAACACCAGCAUCGAAUGUCUUUGGGUGCGAAUUCCCUCGAGUCUCAGGGCAGCAGUAGACGAAGAGACACCAUUGCGCGUCUAUCCGCACUCCUAGACGAAUUCCAGAAAAGAGAUGGUACAUUUGAGUCGCUGCCUACUCAAGAAGAAGAACAUUUUGUACAACCGCCCUCAGCCAGAGCAGUUCAUUACGAAAGUGACGAUGAAGACGAAGAGGCAGAUAUCGGGGUAUCUCGCACACCAGUUCUCGGAGCACCGUACGAGCGAGUGCCUGGUGGAUCACCAACACAAGGCUCGCCUAUUCAGUCUUCGUCGGCAUUGGGGCCGAUCAAUCUCAACAACAAUUCGUUUGGAGGUCCACUCAAGGAGCCAGACCUGAAACCCUCAACUGAGUUUGAAAAGGCCCGAAUGCCGCCCCAGGCUGUUACUCUGGAAGAUAUUUAUGCAAGUGUCAAUUCAAUUGUACAAAGAUACCUUACGCCCGGGGCUGACCGUGAGGUUCUACUGCCCGGUCAAAUGGCCCGGCAAAUCAGAGAUGCGGCCCAGGGAGCGGGACGGAGAGACCCAGCGCUAUUCAAUGAAGCAAGAGACUAUGUUUUUGAGGUCAUGGAGCGUGAAGCCUACCCCACGUUUCUUGCAUCAGCAGCUCUGCGUAACGUUCAACCGGCCAGUAAUCUGUUUCGCUUGCUUUUCGGAAUGAUUGCUUUGUUUGGCGCCUUUUGGCUUUCAUUUGUUUUUAUUCUGCUAGAUUGGAAGCCCAAACUCACUCGCCUCUGGAUCAUUCUACCUUUUUCCAUAGGCUGGUAUCUUGUUAUCAGCUCUCUGUACAGCCUCGAUUUUAUUCUCGGGCUUUUGGGCUAUAGCGAGCAGGAGGAGUUCGGGAUAGCCCAUGUCAAAGAAGCAUAUGUUGCCAAACUUAUUCGCAGUCGUUCGGUGCUGGUUGCCGGACUCACAGUUAUUGUCACAGCAUGCUGUGUUGUGCUGUUUGCCCUCGUUCCUGGCCAUCGGCUCUAA
Wickerhamiella sorbophila is the source of this 1437-nucleotide messenger RNA. RefSeq names its product Protein rax1. Gene Ontology annotation, cellular component: plasma membrane. The record is from RefSeq and is a predicted model, not a curated record. Gene Ontology annotation, biological process: intracellular protein localization. Lineage: Eukaryota; Fungi; Ascomycota; Dipodascomycetes; Dipodascales; Trichomonascaceae. The coding region runs from base 1 to 1437 and encodes 478 amino acids. The transcript has a single exon.